AUGAGUCACUCACCUAAUUUGAAUGCACAACCUACAAAAGGUAUAUUAAAGAAAGCAAAACAACCAAGUGAUGCUGGAAGGUUAAGAUGGGAUGAAGCCAACCUUGAACUGACCGAGUCACAAAAGGACUCUACCAUGAAGGUAGAUGAACCCAAGACACCUUAUGUUCGAUAUGAUGCUACAACAGACCAAGUACUUAAUAUGGAUGAUAUUCCUGGUAUUCCUCAAUAUCAUCAUGAAUCUGAACCUGAAGAAUUCACUUUGGAUGGAGGUGUUGCUUCUGAUAAAAAGUCACGUAGAAGAGUGUCUGUCAGUGAUGAUGAUUGGGAAAUUGAUGAAAAAGAAGAAGAAGAUGAAGAAGCCAAGAAGCGUCAUGAAGAAUUUUUGCGUAAAAGAGCCAUGCAUUAUCAUAUGGGAGCAGCUUUACGCCAUGAUAAAGAAGAUGAAGAAGAAGACGAACAGACAAUACCACCUGUACCUACUUCUUUAUAA
This is a messenger RNA of Gilbertella persicaria, 492 nucleotides long. RefSeq lists its product as uncharacterized. The record is from RefSeq and is a predicted model, not a curated record. Gene Ontology annotation, biological process: regulation of signal transduction. The coding region runs from base 1 to 492 and encodes 163 amino acids. The transcript is spliced from 4 exons. NCBI's taxonomy places the organism in Eukaryota, Fungi, Mucoromycota, Mucoromycetes, Mucorales, Choanephoraceae. Gene Ontology annotation, molecular function: protein phosphatase inhibitor activity.